Dunckerocampus dactyliophorus (ringed pipefish) is the source of this 1777-nucleotide messenger RNA. It is a transcript of the gene cdk21, whose product is annotated as cyclin-dependent kinase 21. Gene Ontology annotation, biological process: protein phosphorylation; signal transduction; regulation of G2/M transition of mitotic cell cycle. Gene Ontology annotation, cellular component: cyclin-dependent protein kinase holoenzyme complex; nucleus; cytoplasm. The coding region runs from base 278 to 1210 and encodes 310 amino acids. The record is from RefSeq and is a predicted model, not a curated record. Gene Ontology annotation, molecular function: ATP binding; cyclin binding; cyclin-dependent protein serine/threonine kinase activity. The transcript is spliced from 8 exons. Lineage: Eukaryota; Metazoa; Chordata; Actinopteri; Syngnathiformes; Syngnathidae.
CGAACCUAAAGUUUGCAACUGUACAAAUGUUUCAAAAGUUUUAAGUCGAGCUGUAUUAUAGUUUCAAUGUUUAAGUCUCAAGUUUCCGUUGUUAACGUAAACGCAGCGCGUGGCGUCCAUGUCCACCUGCUCGUGCACAUCCUGUUGUUUUCGGAUUAGAUGGACAGUUUAAGCGUUGUCAUUUUUACCCUGUAAAUUUUCGGCUGCCACAUUUUUCGAAGUCAGCGACAUGGAGGCAGGAUUGUGAUCAGAUUAUUUUAAUUUGUGAGGUGCCGUCAUGGACGUGGGAGCGAGUGCUUUGUGCUACGAGUUGCUGGCGGAGGUGGGCGAGGGCGCCUACGGCAAAGUGUACAAGGCCAGGGAGGUGGGAGAGAAAGGGCGCCUCCUGGCGGUGAAGAAGUUCAACAUCCAAGCAGCCUCGUGCGACAGCGGCAUCCCUCCCUUCAUGCUUCGCGAGGUGGCGCUGCUGGGCAAGAUGAAGUAUUUUAACCACCCCAACGUCGUCAAGCUGUUGGAUGCUUCUGCCAUAGUGCAGGACAGAGUCCUGGACCUCACUGUGGUGUUGGAAUAUAUCGACCAGGACCUGUCUGCUUACCUGUCCAAAGCCUCUGCCACUGGACUGACCCGAGACAACAUCAAGAUGUUGUGCUCCUGUGUCUGCUGCAUACAGGACGUGAUGCUGCAGCUGAUGCAGGGCCUAGACUUCCUGCACAGCAACAUGGUUCUGCACCGCGACCUCAAGCCAGAGAACAUCCUCAUCAGCAGCCGCGGAGAGGUCAAGAUCGCCGACUUCGGCCUGGCUCGUAUCUACACCUUCAACAUGGCCCUCACGCCAGGUGUUGUCACCUUGUGGUAUCGAGCGCCAGAGGUUCUGCUCAACUCCGUUUACAUGUUGUCUGUGGACGUGUGGAGCGCCGGCUGCAUCUUUGCUGAGCUUUUCCUGCUGAGGCCGCUCUUUAGAGGACUCACUGAGGUGCAGCAGCUGCAAAAAAUAUUUGAGGUCAUUGGUUUGCCUAACGAGGACGAGUGGCCCCAGGACAGUCCCAUCUCCUACACUCCCUCCUGGGGCCCCCAAAGCCCGUCUCCCGAGCUGUUGCCCAAGCUGAGCCUGGACGAGAGCGACCUCCUUUUUAAAUGUCUGACCUUCACACCUGGUCGACGCAUCUCAGCCGCCAAGGCCCUCGCUCACCCGUUCUUCAUGAAGAACUGAGUCCGGCCAUGAUAGAUGACUUCAUAGAGAACUCCAUCCACCAUCAUCCACACCUGCAUUAUGAAUGGAGUACCUUGUUUAACAAACCACCUUAAAUUGGACACUUUUUUUUAUCUUCAAUGCAUAUUUUAUUUCCACAGCUAGCACAUAAUUUAGUGAAGAUUAUGGCUUUAAUGCUACUAGUUUGUUUUUUUUAUUUGACCCUUCCAUUGAAGAGUUUUUCCACGUGGCGUUUCUUGGCAGGUUGACAUUUGGGCUUAAAGCAGAAAGAAAUGCGACAUUCAGUCACUCAGAUGUUGUCUGUUUUGUUACGAGGUGUUUAAAAGCACAUUACGAGCACCUUAACGUGUACACAUUUGUGUCAGUUUGCACAGCUAACUCUUUAUUUUGUGAAGAUUGUGGUUUUACAGUGUGAUCACUGAGCAGUGUCUCACCGCUAGCCAUGUUUGUGAGGAUGUUUUCCUACUCGUGUUCCACUGUUUAUAAUGAUUCUUGCAUUGUAGUGCAAACAGUACAUUUAUGACAUCAUCCAUUAAAGCACUUUCAUGGCUGACAUUUGGACUUACA